AAUUUUCCGUUGAACAGCAACACACCACCUGUUUUUCCUUGUAUACGAAGGCGAUAAUAAUAUUGCCGGAGUGCAACAGUGCAACGGCUGCAAGAGGUGUGUGGUGUGUGGUGUGUGCCCGCCGGGCUGCAUGUUCUGCUGCUGCUUCUGGUGGUAGCUGUUGAUGUAGAUGCGUGGUAGGGAAAACAGCAUUGCGAAAAUUCAGCUAUACUGGCCACCGAAUGGAUAAUGGGUAUUUGUUUAGACACAGAUGCCAGCGCGGCACAAGAUACCGGCGAACCAGGCAACGAUUGGAAUCAUACACGGAAUCGGAAUGGCCAAAAUUCUGGCGAUAUGGAAGCCGCUGCAGUAGCGGCAGCGGCAGCAGCAGCGUCGGGUACUACCAAUGCCGUCGCUAUCGAUAUGCAAAAUGCUGGAAAAAUCAAAUUCGAUCCGCCCAAAGUGCCAGUGAUAUUUGUUUUAGGCGGCCCCGGUAGUGGCAAGGUAACCCAUUGCGAUACCUUCAUGCAGGAGAGACGCGGUGUAACGCACAUCAAUAUGAUGGAUCUGCUGCAGCAAUAUGCAAUGGGAAAUGACAUGCAGGACUUUUCGCAACUAUCAUCUAAAACGGUCACCGAAGUGCUGAUGUUGGAAAUGAAAAUGGCUCCAGCUGCCAAAGCAUACCUAAUAUCUGGAUAUCCACGCUCCAUGCGCGACGUUGUUGAGUACUCGGAGAAGAUACAAGUCGUCAAUGGCGUGAUCUUAAUAUCGUGGCGCCAAUCGGUUCUACAGAAGCAAAUCGAUUAUGGCGCCAAAUUGGGUCAUGUUGUACUCUCCCUAGCCAAAAUGGAAUUGGAAAAUUUCUUCAAAAAUGUGAUGCCAGUCGCUGAUUAUUUUGAUCAGAGCGAUAUGCUAUUGGCCGUUAAUGGCGAGCGUGCUCCCACAGAGGUGUAUAAAGAUUUUCGCACCGCUGUCUUAGAUAUACUUAGCACGCUCGAGAAUCAAGAGGCCAUGAUGAAUGGAGUUACAGGUAUGGGCAGAGGGAUACAUGAUAUACCCGGCAGUAUAGUUAGCGUAGACACCGCACCUAGUCAAGUCCAAGCGACUCACAUUGCAGACGACAACGCCACCAGCACCACCACCAACAACGUUGCCGCCCCAGCCACCGAUACCGAUACCAAUACCAAUACCGAGACCACCCUGCCUCUGGCCAUCGAUCAGAGCAAUGUGGGAUACCCCACCAACAGUGCUGACGAUGACAGCGGUGUGGUUGUCACACAGCAGCCAAAGCGCCAAACGGAUUCCGCCGAUCUGCCAGUUUUGCCACCCAUUAUAUGGGUGAUUGGUGGACCGGGCAGCAACAAGGCCACCCUCUGCCUCAAGGCGGUGGGCCUGAAUCCCGGCUGGGCGCACAUUAGUGUGGGUCGCCUCUUGCGCAAUAUCACAGACUCUGCGCCACGUGCCAAUACCGAGAGCUAUGCGGUCAAAGAGGCCCUGGCUGCUGGCGAUAUGGCGCCCGAGAAGUCAUUGAAUCAGCUACUGGAGUCGAAUCUCCGCCAGCUGCUCGACAGAACGGGCAUCAUCAUCGAUGGCUAUCCGAGAAAUCUACAGCAAGUCAAAUACUUUGAGAAUAAGUACCAGCAACGACCGCCCAUUAUCCUGCUGGACUGUUCGAAACUUCAGCUGGGACGCGGACGCAUCGACGAUACAGUGUCCUCGUUUCGCCGACGACUGGAACUGUUUCGGGAGCAGACGCUGCCCAUGCUCAAGACCAUGGAUAACAGCAAUCGCUUGCAGAUUGUCGAUGGCGACACGGACAGUCCGUCGGUGCAGCGGGAAUUCGAGCGCCUCAUACGGAAUCAUAUCCAGCAGUUGCUGAACCGAAGCGACGACACCGAUGCCACGGCACCACUGGGCCAUCCGAUGAUGCGCAACGAGCAGACGGACGCCAUACUGCACGAUCUGGAGACGAAUGUGCCGGGGGCAGUGCCCACGAUCAGUCACCAUGUGAGCAUGAUGAAUGGACACCUCAAGAAUCGGGGCAGUGCGCUCGGCAGUGGCAAGCAUCCCACGCAAAUGAUGAAUGGCCAUGUGCCCGGCAGACCACCCACUGGGCCUGUGCCGCAACCGGGGCCCGUGGACUUUAGGCACAUGCUUGAGGAGGCCGAACGAUAUCCGGUGGAUUCGUAUAUGUAGAUCAAUAGAAUUUAAAGCAAGGUUUUAUAUAGUUUUCUAAUCGAUUUAGGCUAAGGAUCGUUGAGUUUUACAAGGGUACAAAGGGACCAUUAGGUUUGCAGAACUAGCAUCAGAGACGGACAGAGUCAGAGCCAGAAUUUAAUUCAACAUUUGAUUUCACUAGAUACGUAAUACGUAUACCUAAGUACUCGUACAUAUAGACGCAUAUCGAAUAAACAAACACAAGAGUCCGAUGCAAUUGAAAUUCAAAUAAAAGCGUCCAGAGUCCCCGGGGUUGCUCCAGGAUCUAAUUAGCAGUUAU
Messenger RNA from Drosophila obscura, 2476 nucleotides. RefSeq names its product adenylate kinase isoenzyme 5. The record is from RefSeq and is a predicted model, not a curated record. Gene Ontology annotation, cellular component: cytoplasm; nucleus. Lineage: Eukaryota; Metazoa; Arthropoda; Insecta; Diptera; Drosophilidae. Gene Ontology annotation, biological process: UDP biosynthetic process; CDP biosynthetic process. The transcript is spliced from 8 exons. The coding region runs from base 229 to 2175 and encodes 648 amino acids. Gene Ontology annotation, molecular function: UMP kinase activity; ATP binding.